CAUGCACCAAUUCAAAAUUCCGUAAAUAUGGCAAUGUCAGUCGUUUCUACACUAGCUAUAUCUGGCUCAAUUGAGCUGCACAUGAGAAAAAUACGCAACUUUCAAGAAACACCUUCUUCUCUUUGGAACAAAACCCUAGUUUAGUUUCCUGCAACAAAAUCCUAAUUAAAAUGGCAGACAAACCCAAAAGGCCUCAUGCCAUCUUCAUUCCCUACCCUCUACAAGGCCAUGUUAUCCCUUCUGUCCAUCUCGCAAUCAAGCUUGCCUCUCAGGGUUUUACCAUCACCUUUAUCAAUACCCAAUAUAUCCACCAACAAACCUCCAAGGCAGGUUCCACAGCCGGGCCGGACUUGUUCACCAAGGUUCGUGGAUCAGGUCUUGAUAUUCGAUACACCACCGUCUCUGACGGACUUCCUAUUGGGUUCGACCGGUCGUUGAACCAUGAUCAAUUCAUGGCAGCCCUAUUGCAUGUGUUUUCAGCUCAUGUAGAGGAGGUUGUGGGUCAGAUUAUUGCUUCUGGAGAAGAUGUCCAUUGUUUAAUCGCUGAUACAUUUUUCGUAUGGCCUUCAAAAGUUGCCAAGAAAUUUGGAUUACUAUAUGUUUCAUUUUGGACAGAGGCUGCUUUGGUGUUUACUUUGUAUUACCAUUUGGAUCUUUUAAGGAUAAAUGGCCAUUUUGAUUGUAACGGGUUCGUAUCAGAUCGCCGGGAAGAUGUUAUAAACUGUAUACCAGGAGUGAAAGCAAUUGAACUGAAGGAUACAAUGUCAUAUCUGCAAGAAAAAGAUGCAACAUCGGUUUGUCAUCAAAUCAUAUUUAAUUGCUUUGAAGACACUAAAAAUGCAGAUUUUGUUUUGUGUAAUACAGUGGAAGAACUUGAACCUGAGACUAUUUCAGCUCUAAAAGCCAAAAUUCCAUAUUAUGCAAUUGGACCCAUUUUCUCAAGUGACUUCUCCAAAACAAUUGUUGUUACUAGCCUCUGGUCCGAGUCCGAUUGCACCCAAUGGCUAGACAAAAGGCCCAAUGGCUCGGUCUUGUAUGUCUCAUUUGGUAGCUAUGCCCAUGUAACAAAAAGAGACUUGUUAGACAUAGCAGCAGGACUUGCCCUCAGUAAAGUGAGUUUUGUUUGGGUACUUCGCCCGGAUAUUGUUAGCUCUGAUGAUGCUAAUCCAUUGCCCGCUGGAUAUCAUGAAGAGGUUUCUGACCGUGCGAUGAUCAUACCUUGGUGCAGUCAAAAAGAAGUGUUGACCCAUCCCGCGAUCGGAGGGUUCUUAACACAUUGUGGGUGGAAUUCCACGUUAGAAAGCAUAUGGUGUGAAGUACCAUUAUUGUGUUUCCCUUUAUAUACCGAUCAAUUCACGAAUAGGAAAUUUGUGGUUGAUGAUUGGAAAAUUGGAAUUAAUUUGAGUAGCAAGAAGGUGAUCACAAAAGAUGAAGUUUCAGAAAAUAUUAACCGUUUGAUGUGUGGAGAAUCAAAGGAUGAAUUUAGGAAUAGAAUCAAAGAGGUGAAGAAAACAUUGGAAAAUGCAGUGUCACCUACUGGAUCAUCAGAGAAAAAUAUGGUUCAAUUCAUCAAGGAUUUAGGGACAAAGAUUGAAAAGAUGGCUAAAGCCAAAAAUUCCAUCUGCAAUGGCCAUGCUCUAUGUUGAGCGGAAACGGAAGUGGAAGUGCGAAACGCGGAAACCGACAUUGGUUUUUUUAAAAUAUAAGAAAUAGAAACGGAAGCGUGUAAAUAUAAAAAAUAUAAUUAUAUUUUUAUAAA
Molecule: messenger RNA, 1759 nt
Organism: Jatropha curcas
Lineage: Eukaryota; Viridiplantae; Streptophyta; Magnoliopsida; Malpighiales; Euphorbiaceae
Product: UDP-Glycosyltransferase superfamily protein
Molecular function (GO): quercetin 7-O-glucosyltransferase activity; quercetin 3-O-glucosyltransferase activity
Source: RefSeq, a predicted model, not a curated record